This is a messenger RNA of Poecilia latipinna (sailfin molly), 2274 nucleotides long. Its product is annotated as phospholipase A2 inhibitor-like. Gene Ontology annotation, molecular function: protein binding. Bases 195 to 1205 code for a protein of 336 amino acids. The transcript has 2 exons. The record is from RefSeq and is a predicted model, not a curated record. Lineage: Eukaryota; Metazoa; Chordata; Actinopteri; Cyprinodontiformes; Poeciliidae. Gene Ontology annotation, cellular component: plasma membrane.
UGAUUUUAACAGCUACAUUGUUGCUGUUACAAAGUACAAGAAAACAGUAACCACUUUAUUUGCUCUGCUCUGUUUGCCUUUUGCAACAUUUCAUCCUGAUUCACUGCCCUAAUAUGCUCAGCCUUGUGUGAAAAACAGUCCAGACUUGAAAGGAGUCGAGUUCCUGCUGCUCUUUUCAGAGUUUCCCUGCAGAGAUGAAGUUGUUGCUCCUUGUCACUUUCAUUGCACUAGCUGAAUUUGACUACCAUAGAAGAAGUGCUCACUCGUGUCCGGAUCGAUGCUCGUGCUCUUUUGAGCCUUCAGCUGCUGAGGUGGUGUGCAGCAAAGGUGGCCUCACAGAUUUUCCUAGAACUGGUUUUCCUACCAACACCACACUAAUAUCCAUCCAAAGCACACACCUCAGCAGCGUCACUGCCGGCGAUCUGAGCGCUGUGCCGUUCCUAAACAAGCUGCAGCUCUAUCACACCAAUCUGGCAAACCUUUCCUCAGAUCUAUUGGUCUCCUUAUCCCACUUGGACACUUUGGAUCUCACAGGAAACAAGCUAGCUAAAUUGCCCGCAAACGUGUUCAGUCACAGCUCGCUUCGCAACCUGGUGCUGAAAAGCAACCAGCUGCCAGAAGCCGACCCUGCAUGGUUUUCUGGCAACAGCAGCCUUCUCUAUCUGGAUUUGUCCGGUAACCAUCUGACAAACCUCUCGGCCGCUCUGCUUCACAAACUUCCCCUUCUGCAGACCCUGGAUCUGGACGGCAACAGUCUUCAAGAGUUGCAAGCCGACGUGUUCAGGAACCUGCAUCACCUGGAGACGCUAAAUCUGGCUGGGAACAAAUUAAUAACCCUUAAACCUCAAUUAUUUGCUCAUAAUCUGCAACUAAAAUACCUGUACCUGCAGGAGAAUCAGCUUCAGGAUCUGCCAGUGAACCUUCUACACAGACUUCAAAACCUUGAGCUUCUGCUGCUGAAUCAGAAUCAGCUUCGCCACCUCCCCACAGGCCUGCUGGAUGGGGUUAAUCCCUCUGUGCAGAUAAUCCUGACGGGGAACCCCUGGGAGUGUGAUGGGAAGAUGGAGUACUUGUGGAGGUGGCUCACCAACCAUCGGCAAAAUGUUCUCUUUGAGUCGGAGGUGACUUGCGAUAACCCAAAGGCACUGAAAAAUCGACAAGUGUCGUCUCUAACUGACAGUCAGCUUGGUGUAAGAUUACAAUGAAUGAGAAAAUGCAGAAAAGGAAAUAUUCGACUUUUGUUCCCUUUUUUGGUUGCACGUCAAGUAAAUAAAUAAUGAUAAACAUUGCUGUGUUCUCCUGAGGUGUUUUCUUAAGGUCCAAUAUUUUCAAAUUCUCUAGAACCUUUGAGGUGAAUCAAUUUACAAUGCCUUUGCAAACAUAUUCAGACUGUUUCACGUUUUGUUAUGCUGCAACCAAAACCGUCACUGUAUUUUAUGUGGAUUCUAUGCAGUAGACAAAAAUGCUGAUCGUCAUUGUGAAGUGAAAGCUGUCUCCCCUGAGUCUGGGUGGAAAUAUUUUCCACCUGUGUUGCUGCCUCAAGUCUUCAGUGAAGUGUCUCGAUCAGAGUUGCAUGUCUAGAGACUAAUGUGGUUCCAAAUUCUUUGCAAAACUGUUCUGGCCUAGUUUGAGUGUCUGUGAGCAAUUUUCAAGCCUUGGCACAAAUUAUUGAUUAAAUAUCUUCUAAUAUUUUGUAAAAUGAAGCUCUGGUUUUAUGAUUAGGGUUGUUGUCCUACAGGAAUGUGAACUACAGCCAUCUCAGUUUGUUUUUUUGCAUCCUUACAUAAAACUACAUUACGCAGAGGUUAUUGACAUUUGCUUCAAAAGGGAAUUAGUCACACUGAACUUCAUUGAGCCGUGCCAUUGUAAAAAGAUCUAAACAAAAAUGUUUGCACAAUUUUAUUAGCAAAUAUUUUCAAAAAUCGACUUAUAUGUUGCCUUCCAUUUACAGAAUCGAUCUGGUUGUAAAAAUAAAAGUAUGAAAGCUUCCCAUUUAUUCUAUGCCUGCCAAAACCAACCUCCUGUUGAAAAACUGAGUAAUUGCAGUGUUCAAACACAGGAACUAAAAAUACCGGACAGAAACUGCAAUCAAAUCCCACAUUUUUAUGGGUGAAGAACUGCGUGAAAAUGAAGGCUUUUCUCUUGUAAGAUUCGUGCAGCGCAGCCUUUUCAGCAACAAACCUGUCUCAGUCGGCUGCAUCGCAGAUUGCUACAUUGUUUCAGGGGUGCCCUUUUGUUUUUAAUGAUGUUCAGUACGUGGGCGUGGGUGUGUGG